UGUGUGUAGCAACUCGAACAAAGAAAGUGACCUCUUUCUAAAGUUGCGAAAAGAAGUAAGUAAUUAAAAUGGCUAAAUUUGGCUAUUUGGGUAAUUUUGUAUUGUUCUGUAUUCUACUAGGAAUAGUGGGUUGUGGCAAUGCUCAGUUACAGCUUAACUUCUAUGCAAAGAGCUGUCCACAAGCAGAAAAGAUAAUUCAAGAUUAUGUGCAAAAGCACAUCCCAAAUGCUCCAUCUGAUGCAGCUGCCUUGCUGAGGCUGCAGUUCCACGAUUGCUUUGUCAGGGGUUGUGAUGCUUCUGUACUCCUGAAUUUCACUUCGAGCACGAAAAACCAGACUGAAAAAGUGGCUGUUCCUAAUCAAACGCUGAGAGGCUUCUCCUUCAUAGAUGGUGUGAAGAAAGCAGUUGAAGCUGAAUGUCCUGGAGUUGUCUCAUGUGCAGAUAUUGUUGCCUUGGUUGCUAGAGACUCUGUUGUGGUCACAGGAGGCCCUUACUGGAAUGUUCCAACUGGUAGAAGAGAUGGAAGAAUAUCAAACGCCUCCGAAGCCUUGGCUAACAUUCCUCCGCCAACUAGUAACUUUUCCAGUCUCCAAACCUCUUUUGCCGGCAAGGGUCUUGACCUAAAAGACUUGAUCCUAUUGUCUGGUGCGCAUACCAUUGGAGUCUCCCACUGUCCCUCAUUUUCAUCACGUUUAUACAAUUUCACCGGAGUUUGGGGCAAACAAGAUCCAUCUCUAGACAGAAUAUAUGCAGCUAAUCUUAAGAUGAAAUGCAAAUCAAUCAAUGACAAUACCACAAUUGUUGAAAUGGAUCCUGGUAGUUCCAGUAAAUUUGAUCUUAGUUACUAUCAGCUUGUGCUCAAGAGAAAAGGGUUAUUCCAAUCUGAUGCAGCCUUGACAACAAGUGCGACAACAAAGUCAUACAUCAACCAGCUGGUACAAGGAUCACUCCAACAAUUUAAUGCUGAAUUUGGUCUAGCCAUGGAGAAAAUGGGCAGGAUUCAAGUCAAAACCGGCUCUGCUGGCGAGAUUAGGAAGCACUGUGCAGCUGUGAAUACUUAAGAGCAGUCUUUUCCCUUUGUUCACAGCUUCCAAAUAUUUUGUGUGUAACAUUGGUGUGAAUGAUUCGGGAUAACAUGUAUCAUUUCUUUUUGUAGUUAUUCCAAUUUGUUCUUGUAUAUUCAUGGUUUUCUUGAAAUAAAACUAAGAUUCCCAGA
Molecule: messenger RNA, 1216 nt
Organism: Lycium ferocissimum
Lineage: Eukaryota; Viridiplantae; Streptophyta; Magnoliopsida; Solanales; Solanaceae
Product: peroxidase 3-like
Exons: 4
Coding region: 69-1061 (330 amino acids)
Biological process (GO): hydrogen peroxide catabolic process; response to oxidative stress
Cellular component (GO): plasmodesma; plant-type cell wall
Molecular function (GO): peroxidase activity; heme binding
Source: RefSeq, a predicted model, not a curated record